Strongylus vulgaris is the source of this 822-nucleotide messenger RNA. The record is from the annotation of a GenBank genome assembly. Lineage: Eukaryota; Metazoa; Nematoda; Chromadorea; Rhabditida; Strongylidae.
AUGUCUUUGGUCAUUUUGGUUCUGUUGGGCUUUGCACUAUCAGGAAACUGUAUUGGCCAGAAGCCUGGGCCUAUCUAUGUUCAAAAAGUAUCGGGUUCUUCCGUGGUGAAAUAUAUUAAUUUUGUGCAAGUGGAGGAGUUUAUUAAGAAUGGAAGCAACUUUUUCGUUGUUUUAGUGGGGAAUGAUUGCUAUUACUGCAAAUUAGUUUUGGAGAACAUGGAAGUCAUCAAUAAGGCUUUGAAGGAAGUUGACCAAUCUUUAGAGAUGGUAGCGAUGGAUAUAGAGUCAUCCUUGAAUAAGCCAAUCAGGGAUCAGUUGAAGGUUGUGGCUCUUCCUUCUAUUUAUCUUUUCCUCGCAAAUCUAGAUCCGAUCUUGUUUGAUCUGGAGCGUACACCCGACAAAAUAGUUUACUUCUAUAAGCAAGUCACAAGCGUUGUAGUUGAGAAGAUUGAAACCAAGAAAGAGCUGGAAGCAUUCAAGAACUCUGCUUAUGCUGCCGUUCUCUUUGUGGCUGAUGAAGACGUUGACAUUACCCAUCCUAUUUACAGAGUUGCGAGACAGAAUUAUGAUGCCCACGUUGGAUAUACAGUACAAUUUUCUGAAGUUUAUGGUAUGUUUGGAGAAUGGAUUAAUGUAUUUCGUAAUGGGGAGUAUAGAACAACUGUGCUGCCAAACAGAACUACCGAAGAGAUCGAAAAAUUUGUAAAGGUACAAACUCAUAAACCAUAUUACCAGUUCCCAGCAGAUGCGUAUGCGCUGCCGGCUAUGUAUGAGGACAAUUACUUGUUCUACAUUGACAACUUAGCAGGUGUUGAUGGUUAG